Molecule: messenger RNA, 578 nt
Organism: Dibothriocephalus latus
Lineage: Eukaryota; Metazoa; Platyhelminthes; Cestoda; Diphyllobothriidea; Diphyllobothriidae
Source: the annotation of a GenBank genome assembly
CCGUUAUUUUGCAAACCUAUGGGGCUGGAAACGUGCCCACCAAUCGCGCGGAUCUUCUGGAGGUCUUCAAAAAGGGCCAUGAAGAGCAGGGUAUCAUCAUUGUGAACAUAACUCAGUGCUGGAGCGGUUCUGUGCAGGCCCUCUACGCCACUGGGGCUGUUCUCUCAAAGUACGGCGUCAUCUCCGGUUAUUUGGUGGGCUACCUGGGUACCUACCUCUCCGAGCCUGAGAUGAACAAAAAGGCCGCCACCUGGGCUAGUCAUCUCUUCCCCUUCCUCUUCUGCGCCGCGGCCGCGGCCAAUGAGGUGGAUGAGUUGGAUCAACUUUUCAAGGUCACAGGGACCUUUGAGUUUUUCGAUAACGAACACCAGACCCCGCUGCACAUUGCUGCUGCCCACAGCAACUUCGAGGCCUGCGAGUUUAUGCUGAAGAAUGGGGCCAAUGCGAACCAGCCGGACCGGCUGGGCUACACCCCACUGGUCUACGCUGUGCGCAACAAGAUGUCCACAGUGGAACUCAUUCGCCUCUUCCUCGGUCACAGCGCCAUUCUCAGCCCGAAUGCUAAGAGGAGCGCCCGC